Rotaria sp. Silwood1 is the source of this 219-nucleotide messenger RNA. NCBI's taxonomy places the organism in Eukaryota, Metazoa, Rotifera, Eurotatoria, Philodinida, Philodinidae. The record is from the annotation of a GenBank genome assembly.
AUGGUUGAUGAUGAUCUACCUAAUUUAAAAUAUUUCUCAUUAACAUGUUAUCGUAGCACUGAAGGAUUUGGCUCUUAUCUCGAUAAUAAAAUUCUUAUUCAUAUACCACAAGUUCAUACAUUUACAGUUUAUAUCGCUUCUCCAAAUAUCAAUUCUGAUUCAACUAUUCGUAUAUAUAAUUAUAAUGUUCAACGAACAUUCACAAAUAAACAACAUUGA